Phaethon lepturus (White-tailed tropicbird) is the source of this 663-nucleotide messenger RNA. Its product is annotated as syntabulin-like. The transcript has a single exon. The coding region runs from base 1 to 663 and encodes 220 amino acids. Gene Ontology annotation, biological process: axonal transport of mitochondrion; synapse maturation. Gene Ontology annotation, cellular component: vesicle; cytoplasmic microtubule. The record is from RefSeq and is a predicted model, not a curated record. NCBI's taxonomy places the organism in Eukaryota, Metazoa, Chordata, Aves, Phaethontiformes, Phaethontidae.
AUGACCACCACAGCCUCAGAGUCGAGUGAUGCAGCUCCCUCCAGUUCUGCUGUGAACCAAGAGAUGAUUGAAAAUGUUCUGGCUGGAAAGCUGACUUCUUCCCAGGAGGAGGAGAAAACCGGCAAUGUGAUGGUGGAACAGGCCAUCCAGACUGACAUGGUGCCGUAUAGCCUAGAUGUGGAGCAGCUCCUUCAGAACAUCUUCGGAGCUCAAGAUGCCUGUCCUCUAAGCCCACCUUCUUCACUGAAGGAAUUGGCUGAAUUUUGUCUUGAAAGUGUCAGUGAUUCUGGUAUCAUAGUGGACUUAAUGCGAAGUGAUCCAAACUCUGCCAUCCUUUUGUCUCCUAUAGGGUCUCCAUGCAGGAAGGUGGAGCAUGCAGUUAAUGAAAACUGUUUUGGGAAAGAACUUCAUUUUACAAAACUCCACGAUGAUGAAGCCUUUGGGUAUGUCAGUACUUCCCCUCAGACAGGAGAUACUGGAGCAGCAAUCUCCUCGAGAGAUCUCCUGGCUGGAGCAGCCCCUGUUGUACCAGCUAUCAUGUGGGCUUUCAGUACUCAGAGAGGAGGAACAGAUCCCAUUUUCCGUAUCGGAGCAUUGCUUUGUGGUUGCGGCCUGGUGGCCCUGCCCUCUUUAUGCCGUACACCCUUCAGUAUGAAAAUCUAG